AUGAAAAAAAUACUGAUACCCGAGGAACUAUUUGGACUGAAAAGUCACGGUCUUGAAGAGGACGAUUUAGCUGAUAGAUUGAAUAGUCGAUAUACCGUGAGGGCUCUAGUACUAUGCAUAUUGAUUAUUCUUGCUAAAACAUAUGUUGGAAAGCCAAUUAAUUGUUGGACGCCUGCUCAAUUCCAAAAACCUCAUAAUACCUAUGCAAACAGUAUAUGUUGGUUGAAAGGAACAUACUAUUUGCCAACUGAAGAAAUAACUAUUCCCGAUCGAUCAAAACCUCGCUUAUCCUAUUAUCAAUGGACAACUUACAUUUUGUUUGGCAUGUCUCUAUUAUUUUAUGCGCCAAAAAUAUUUUGGCAUGCGCUUACACGUCAAAGUGGACUUGAUCUGCGUCGUCUUACUAAGGCAAUAAAAGAAGAUAUAAAGGGUGAUAAAGGACUUGAUAUAGUUAAAAAAUCGUUAAAUUCAUAUUUAGACUAUGAGCGUGGUAGAACAUGUUGCGGAGGACAAUUAAAGAAUUUUAAUUUUCGAUUAGUCAUCUUGUAUUUUCUUAUUAAAGUGUUAUAUUUUAUAAAUUGUCUUGGACAAUUUUUUCUUCUAAACGCUUUUUUAUCGUUUCAGUUUUCUAGUUAUGGUUUUGAAGUGUUGAGUCAUUUUUUUCGUGGCGGAGAUUUGUUUGAAUCACCAAGAUUUCCACGUGUAACAAUGUGUGAUUUUAUGAUAAGACAUUUAGGUUCAAAUCAACAUUGGUACGUUAUUCAAUGUACUUUACCAAUUAAUUUAUUUAAUGAAAAGAUAUUUCUUUGUAUUUGGUUUUGGUUGCUAGUAUUAACGUUUAUUAAUUUUAUUAGUAUAAUUCUAUGGAUUAUAUCGAUGACAAGAUCAGCAAGAAGACGUGAUCUUAAUACUUAUCUCGCAGAUGAUAGUUUCAUGGACUAUUUACAUGCGGAUGGUUAUUUAGUAUUUCGAAUUAUUGCUCAAAAUACCGAUGAAUAUACUGCAAAACAGAUUCUCCAACAUUUAUACGAAAAACGUCGUACUAUUGUUUAA
Molecule: messenger RNA, 1053 nt
Organism: Didymodactylos carnosus
Lineage: Eukaryota; Metazoa; Rotifera; Eurotatoria; Philodinida; Philodinidae
Source: the annotation of a GenBank genome assembly